Molecule: messenger RNA, 9054 nt
Organism: Tetrahymena thermophila SB210
Lineage: Eukaryota; Ciliophora; Oligohymenophorea; Hymenostomatida; Tetrahymenidae
Product: transmembrane protein, putative
Exons: 17
Molecular function (GO): protein binding
Source: RefSeq, a predicted model, not a curated record
AUGAAUUUAAUAGUUCUACUGAAAUUAAAAAUAAUUUUGAUAUAAUUUAUCAUUAAAGUAAAUGGUAUUGGUUGUCCUUAUUGGAAAAUUGUGACUAAGUAAAAUAGUUAUAAUGUUUAAGAGAUGAUUUUACUUAAAUCCAAUCCUUAGAAAUUUUAAGAAGACAUAGCUGCAGUUGUAUUUUAUCCUUUUGUAGUAGGAAUAUUUAAUUUCGAAGAAAAUUAACAGUAUGAAAUAAUAGAAUCUAAUGACUCUGCUUAAUUAUAUCAAAUAGAUAAAGACGAUAGAGCUAGUUUAAAAGUAUCAAUUAUUAAUACUUUAGAUUCGAGAGGAAGAAUUAUAACUUGGAGCGCAGAAAAUGGAGCUUAAGUAUAGAUUAUUCAAAUUCCAACUGAUAUAAUAAUCAAUAAAUAGUCAUGUUUAAAUUCAUAGGAAAGGCUAGUAAUCACUUGGGAUAACAGCAUAUUAUCGUUGAUCGAUUAUUCAGAUAUAAGUUUAAGUAUAAAAAGUAUCAAUCUAACUUAAAAUACUUCUUUCCUUAAUUGCACAAAUGAUUAAUUAAACAGGAGGUUUUUACUUACAAAUGAUUUAGGUUAAGUUUUUAGUUAUGAUAUAGAAAAUAAAAGUAUCUAUUUAUUGUUUGAAUUAAAAUAAUUUUAAAACUUAUAAUCAUUAUAUCCAACUUCAAAUUAAGUAGCUGUAGCUUUUUAAACAUAAAAUGGAAAUAACUGUAUAUGCUCUUUUAGAAGCUAAAAUAUCCAAUUCUAAUAGUGUAUAACUAAAUAGAUAUCUACUGUUUUAACAAGUUUAAGUGAAGAUUAAAUAAUAAUAGUAGGUUUUUAGAAUUUAUUUGAAAUCUGGGAUAUCAAAUAAAAUUAAUUAAAUUAUAGAGCUGAUUUUUAGAAUAUAAAUUGUGAUUAAAGAGAUGCAAACACAACUGCUAUAGCAUAGUAAAUUGAUUUUAUGUUUGCCUCAAUAAGUAAAAAUAAUGAGAUUGUUUCUAUUUCUAAUAAUUACAUUUUUGCUUAUUCUAUUUAGCUGUAGAAGACUAUUGUAUUUAAAAAUUAAAAUUUAGGAUUUUAUUGGUUAUAGGCUUUUAUAAUUCAAGAUAAUAUCAUUUUAUCUUCUGAUUUAUCUGUUUCUAAUAUUAAUAAAUUAACAUAAAAAUUCGUUUAUGCUACUUCUUACUUUGGUGGUGGAAGUACUUCUUAUGAUUAUUUUAGUUAAAUUGAGAUAGAUCUUGACUUAAAUAGAAUAAUAAUGAUUAAUGCAUCUGGAAUAUUAUAUUAUUGGUCUUUGAUUGAUAGCUUAGAAGAAAAUUUUUCUAUCUAGUAGUUAUAUGCCAAAUCAUUUUUUAUUGACAAAUAAAUUAAUAAGCUUAUUUAAUAUCCAAGCACUAUAGUAUCAUAAUUCAAUAAGAUAUAUAUAUACUAAUAUAGAGAAGGAAAUUUAUUAGAUACAAUUUCUCUUCCCUUUUCUGAUAGCAAUCAGACUUUUAAAUUGCUUUAAGAUCAAGUAAAUUGUUAUUUGAUAGGUUUUAUAACUGAAACUUCUUAGUAUGUGAUUUAUAAAUUAACUUCUGAUAAUGAUCAUUCUCUUAUUUUUUUAGGGUAGUUGAUUAAUAACUCAAUAAUAGGUGACAUAGUUUUGAUAUAAUCAAGCAAAUAAAUUUUGGUUAAUAUUUAGUAUUGCCUAUAUUUAUUUAAUUAUAUCUAUGAUAACAGCUUAAUAAAUUCAUAAAAUAUUCCUAUAAAGACAUUUAGUGGAAUAGCAAAUACUUUUUUCUUCAACUAUCUAUCACAAAAUCUGUUAAUAGUUUCGGAUAAUAGUAUACAAAUUUGUUAAUUUAAUGGUGUUCAAUUUUCUAUUUAAAGCGAAUUUAGCUAUAAUACAGGCAAUAAUAAUGGCAUAUACUAAUUAGAGUUAUUUGGUAUAAUUAUUUUGAAUAGAAGUAAUAAAAUGUACAUCAAAAAUUACAAUAAUUUAGUAGAAAAUAUAGUUAAUUUCUAGAAUAAUUCUAUAUUAAAACUUGAUAUAGACUAUGAAAAAGGAUUUUUAGUAUUGAUAUUAAAUAAUUAUCAAAUAAAUGUGGUAAAUAUUUAAUCUGGCUAAAUCCAAUAUAAUUUAUAAAUAGAACAAAAAUUAGUAUAUAGUGUUUAAAUAUAGUCUGAUAAAAAUACUUUUUUCAUAAUUUACUAAAACGGAGAUAUAAUAUCCUACGAUUAUAUUUAAAAUUUAUUUUUAGGUAUAAUUUAUAGUGAAUAUUCUUAAAAUGUAAUCUAAUUUAAUCCAUAAUACAAUCAACUAGUUCAAUCUUCUUACAGAAAGGUUUAUACAAGAAGUAUGGAUAACAAAUUUUUAAUUAGCCAAAUAAAUACUUAAAAUGCAAUAAUUAGCUAUUAUAUUGAUUAAUAGAGUGGAUUAACCUUUAUUCUAACAAAUGAGGUUAUUAUAUUUAACCAUGUCUAGUAAAAUUAUCUUCCACCAUUUCCUAAAAGUGUAGAUUUAUCAAAUGCUUACAUUAUUUUUGCCAUACCCUCUUUAAACUAUUUGCUUGUAGGGUUUAGUACAAAAUAAUUUAAUUAAAUUUUUGUCUAUAAUUUAAAAACCUAUGAAUAUAUUACUCUCCUGAACCAUAAUGUUACUUAAUGUAAUAAUGUUCUUAAUUUUUACUUAGACAAUUAUUCAAAUAGGCUAUUCUCGGCAUGUUUACAUCCUGGUACUAUUAUAGCUUGGGAUAUAACUAAAAAUUUCUAAUUAAUAAAAGUUUUAAAUUCUAUACUUAGCACUUUGUUAAUUAGCCAAAUAGUCUUUAAUCCUCAACUAAAUCUUAUCAUGAUAUUAGGAUAUAGUUGGUGGUCAAAAUGUUUAGAUUAUCAAACUUUAUAAUUUAAAUGCGAAAUAGAGGGCAUAUAUGGCAAUUUUGACUAUUCUCACAAUUUAUUAUUUGCUUGGGAUCAAAACGGAGAUUUUAGAAUAUUUGACUAGUUUUGUAAUAUAUUUUUUUAUUAACCUGCUCACUCAAGCUGGAUAAACUAAGCUUUGAUUGAUGAAUAAAAUAUGCUUUUAACAACUGUUAGUGAAGACCUUUUCAUAAAAACUUGGAGUUACCAAAACAUUAUUCAAGUCCAAAAAAUGAAUCAAAUUUAAUUAGCUAAUCCUUUAUCAUAUGCUUUUCUUGAUUAUGAUAAUAAAUAUAUUCUUGCAUCUGAUUAUAAUGGUUUUAUAUAUUUCGUAUCUUAUCCUGAUUUAGUACUUUAGAGAACAAUUUAAGUUACUUCAUAAUAUAUUGAUUACAUAUACUUAGAUACUUUUCAUAACAUGAUAAUAUAUGGGAGUUAAGAAGCUAACUCUAUAGGUUAUUAUAAUUUAAUGGAAUAUUUAAAAGCAAGUGCAUACUCUAAGUCUUUUGCAGAUAUAGGUAUUUUAACUACAUUAAAUGUUGAAAACGGUAUUAUUUUUUAUGAAGGAUAGAAUAUUGUAUAGUUUUGGAAUUCUAAAACUAAUUAGCUGAUAUAUGGCUUUUAUGUGAAUAGUAAACAUCCAUAUAAUGAAGCAUAAGCUUAAUUUUAAAUUUUAGAGGGUUAAAAUAAUAUUGCAUCCUUGAUAACAAUGUAUUAAACUUUAUUUUUUAAUAUUAACACUUUGAGCAUCAUAAAUGUCAAAAACAUAACUUGUUAAAGAAAUACUCAAUUAAUAUCUUAUUUUAUAUGCUCUUACUUAAAUCAAAUUAAUAUCAUAUACCUUUAUGAUUAUUCACUAUAUUAAGUUAUUUAAUUAUAGCCUAAUUCAAUAAUUAUUUAACUCUAAUAAAUAAAUAAAAAUGACUCAUUUUUUAUCACAACAACUCAAGGUGAAGUUUUCUGCUACUAAUUAAAUAUCAACUAAACAAAUCCGCAAUUUAUAUAGAAAUUUAAUAUUAAAGUAUUUGAAGAAGCUAUUUCUAACUAUUAUUUCACAUAAUAGUCUAAUAGUACGUUUUUAAUAAUAUUAUCAACAUUAAAUGGAGGAUUAGUUAAAAUUGAAUUAUCUUAAGAGCUAAGUAUUAUAAAUUAAUAAAUAAUAUCUCAAAGUAAAUAUAGAUCUCAUGCUCAUAUCAUUAAACUCUUUAAAAAUAAUGUAUUUAUAAAGAGAACUUUAGAAUAUUCUCUUAAUAUAUAUGAUAUUCAAAACUUCAACUUGAUUUAAAGCUUAGAUAGUCCUUGUUUAGGAUAUAUUUAUAAAUUAGAAAUAUCUGAAGAGUUAGAUUAUAUCUUAUAGCAUUGCUUAGGAGUAUAUUAGCUAAAUUAUUUAUCAAAUUUUACAUUUAUAGGCCUAGGAAGAUACACAAAAAAUAUUAGUAUAGAUAUUUAUACUCAAGAUUAAAACUAAAUCAUAUUUAUCAAUAAAUAAUAUUUUAUUGAUUUAUAUUAGUAUGAAAUAUACAUCUAUAAGAUAGAUUUUAUAAACUAAUUGAUUAUAUAAUUAAGUGAUUUCUAAAUUCUUGGCUAUUUUCUUGGGAAUGUAGCAAACUAUAAUAUCUAUGACACUCCUGAAAAUACUUUCAUUAACUUGAUUCUCUACAGUUCAGAUUAUUUAUCUUAACUAUAGCUACCUAUUUAGGGUUAAGAUACAUGUGUAGAGUCUUUCCCUAUCAGCCAAUUAGCUUAAGUAUUAUCUUCAAUUUAGUGUACGUUUGCAUAAAUAUAAAACUAUUGCAUAAUUAAUUCAUUAAUAUUUCAAGUAAUCGUAAGUUAAGAAACAGUUAUGCUUUCACUGCCUUCGUUUUAAUUUUCAAAUAAUACAAUAAUAAAUAUUCAAUCUAAUGAUAUUCAAAAUUACUAAAAUAUAAUAGUAGAUGAUAGAUUUUUUUCUUCUUUUUCUGGAUAUAGAUAGAUAAAAUUGUAAAAUCUAUAAAUAAAGCCUAUGAGUGAAUAAAAUUCAAUUUUAUACUAUAAGAUUUAAAAUAUUACUUCUCUUGUGCUCUAAGAUAUUUACUUAAAUAGUUAAAUAAUUUACACUUUUUAGAUAAGUUAGAUAAAUUCUGUUUUAUUUUAAGGUCUCUAUAUAAUUAAUCAAUCAUAUAUAAGCUCAAAUUACAUAUAAAUAUUUAAUUUUACUGCAAUUAAUUAGAUGGUAUUCAACUAAAUCAACAUACAAUAAUCUAAUUUUUAGUAAACUUGCUUAUUUUAUUUUUAAGAUAAUAUCAACAAUCCUCUGACAUCAAUAUUAAUUCAAGAUUCAAUAAUCCAUAAGAGUUAAUUUUAAUUCAUUGAUGAUCAAAGCGAUACUGCUCCUAUAUAUAUCUCAAAUUAUUAAUCUGUAAAAUUUUUAAAUUUAUCUUUUGAUUAAAACAAUGGCUCACCUGUUCCUUUAAUAAAAAGUUAUAUUGUAAGCUAAUUCUAGAUUUUAUAAAUUAACUUUAUUAAUAAUAAUGAUAUCAUGCUAUUAUUGUAUAAUAACUAUAUAAACCAUAUAAAUCAAACGAUUUCUAACACAUAAAAACUGUUGAAAGAUAAUACUGUAAUAUCUAAAUUAUUUAUAAUUAAUAAUACAUUCACACAGUACAAAUCUCACUCUGUGGUAGAGAUAAAUAAUGAUAAUUUAUUUAUUUAAGACAGUUAAUUCAUUUCCAAUAAAGCUAUACUAACUUAAACUGUAUAAUUAUUGUAAUUUUAAAGUAUCAGCUAAUAGACUAUAUCAAAUAAUAUUUUAUAAAUGAAUGAAGGAUUCUUAAAUCUCUUAUUAAUACAAGAAUCAACAUCCACAAUAUAAAAUAUAACUAUUUCUGAUAAUAAAAUAGCUUAAGCAGUAAAAGUUUUAAACUCUUUCGUUUAUCUUUUUAAUUCAAAAAUUAAAAACAAUCUUUCUAAAUCUUAAAAUGAGUAGAUGUCAAUAAUAACUAUUUUAGAUAAUUCAAAUCUUACAAUAUAAGAUUCCUCUUUUGAGUAAAAUCAAUCAAAUUAAGGCGGUUCUCUUUAUAUUAUACAAAGCAAUUUGCAAAUUUUAAAUACAUAAUUUAAUAAUGAUACAAGCGGAGAUUCAGGAGGAUCUAUUUUUGCAUCACAAUCAAUCUUAGUUAUAGAUUAGUGUACAUUUAAUUUAUGCAAUUCUUAAAAUGGUGGAUGCAUUUAUAUAAACUAAGGAAAUUUAUUUCUCAAUGCAACUAAAUCUUAAAAUACUACAGCAAAUUUAAAUGGAGGAUUUCUGUACGCGAACUAAGUUUUAUUGCUUAGAGUUAAUAAUACAAAUAUGUUAAAUUGUAAAGCUAAUAAUAAUGGAGGAUCAAUUUAUUUGCUAAAUUCGGGCGGAUUUGAUAGUUAUAUAGGGAAUUCUAAUUUUGAAAAUAAUAUAGCUUUAGGGAGUGGGGGAAGUAUUUUACUAGAUAACUCAUAAUUAUAAUUAUUAAAUUCAAAUUUUACAGCCAAUUAAGCUGGAGUAGGAGGAGCAAUAAGAUACCUAAACCUAAAACCAAUAUUUUUAGUGAAAUAAACAAAUUUAAUUAAAGAUUCUUGCAAAACAUACUAGAAUAAUCAGUGUAAAAGUAAUGUUGGUAUUGUUUUUGGUAAUCAUAUUACAAGUUACCCAUAAUAUGCAUCAAUUUUACCUAGCAGAGAUUUUGAUGUUGAUAUAAGGCUAUAUCCUGAAAUCAGCUUUAAUAAUUUUAGAAGUGGAUUGAGCAAUUUUGAUUUUACUAUCCAAUUUUUAGAUGAGCUAAAAACUGAUGUGAAACAGAUUGACUUCUAAAAUAGAGAUGUAGCAAGCCAAUUAAGUUAAGAAUUAAUAUCGGAGAUUUCAAAUUAUAAUUGCAAAGUUUACUAAUAUGAAAAUGCAAUUUCUUUGUAAAAUUAAACAAUAAAAAUAGAAGGAGCAACUUCAGUUGAUUACAAGUAUUACAGUUAAAAUAAAAUAGGAUGUGUUAUGAAUAGUUUUAAAGUAACAGGAAUACCAUCUAAAAAUGCAACUUUGAUACUCCAGCUAAAUGGAAUGAAAACUUUAAAUAACUCAAAUUAAUUUAUUGAUGUAAAUAAUAUCAAAAUAAAUAUAAACUUUAGAAAUUGUCGAAUUGGUGAGUUCUAUAGCUCUUCAUGUCAAAAUUGUUCUCUAAAAGAAUGUGUUUAAUGCAUGAACGGUACUUAUUCUCUUGUAAAUCCUUCAGUAGAUUCAAAUAUUUAAUGUAAAAAUUGCGAUUUACAAAAAGCAUAAUCAUGCUAAUUAGAUCAAAUCAUAUUGAAAUAAAACUAUUGGAGAAAAAAUAAAUAUUCAGAUAUUAUUUACUAAUGUGAUGCAGAUAGCUAAGUAUGUAAUGGAGAUGAAUCAAAAGGAUAUUGUGCUUAAGGCUAUAUUGGGGCUUUAUGUUAGGCUUGCGAUAACUAUGGGAGAGUGUGGGGAGAAAGUUAUGGUUAGGUAAACUCAAUUAAUAAAAAGAGCAUAGAGUGCAUGAAAUGCACGUAGCUUCAAAAGAAUAGUUUAAAAUAAGCUCUUAUUUUAAUAGCUGUUUUAAUAUAUUUCUUUUUUUUAAUGUUGGAGGCAUACAAUAAUAACUGUAAAAUAUCAUAAAUAAGAGCGCUAAUGUCUCUAGGUAUUUUAAAUAUGGGGAUUUCUUCAUUCUUAUUAUAGUCUUAGAUCAUUACUAAAAUAUUUAUAAACUAAUUCUUAAUCAUAGCAACUAUUAAAUAAAGUAUGGGUAUAACUUUUCCUGAUUUAUUUUUCAGUUUUAUUACAUUUUCUGAAUUUACUUCAUAGCCAGUUUUGAUGUUUGUUUACUCAUUAGACUGCAGCCUAAGCUUAUUAAAUUAAGAUAUUCCUAUACAAUAUCUUAGAUUUAUUUAUAUUUCUAUAGUUUUACCCUUCAUUCUGUGUUUAUUGAUUUAUUUACUAUCCUAGAUAUUCAUAUAUAUGAUUAAAGUGAUCAGGCCUUCUUUUUCUUAUUACUAUUAAGUUGUAUAUGACAACUCAAAUAUAAUAGUAAGCUCGUUGUUAAUAUUCAUAUAUCUUGUUUCAUAAAAUAUCUAUUAGGCAGGUCUUUAAAUUAUUUUCUGUUUAGAAUUUGAUGGUACUUACUAUAUGAAAAGCUAAAUGGAUUAUUAAUGCUAUACUUAAUAGCACUAUUUCUAUAUAUUUUCCUUGGUAUUGCCAGUUUUACUUAUUAUAGUAGUAGUUUACCCUAUCUUUAUGCUUUAUGUACUUUACAUUAAUAAAAGUAAGCUUUUAGACAAAUUCUCUUCUAAAAUUGUGAGAAAAUAUGGAUACUUUUUCUCAGGAUACAAAAAAAAUAGGUGGUGGUGGGAACUAGUAAUCACUCAGUAUAAAUUUAUAACAUUAAUUAUUGCAACAUAUUUAAGCUCAUAAGCAAUUUAAUAGCUACUUUCAAUUACAUUUAUUCAAUCGAUUUAUUGUGCUCUUUAAAUUUAUUUUAAACCAUACGAAGACAAUAAAAUGAAUAAAUUAGAGCUAAAAUCAUGUAUAAAUACCCUAAUGAUAUUUUGGGUAUCUAUUUUCAAACUGUAUAAUUUUGAUAACAGCUUCUUAAAUGUCAUAUCUUCUAUUUUGUUAGUCUUAGGUUUAAGUUUAUUAUUUGGUUCUCUUAUAUUUAGCUUCAUAGAAGUUUUAAUUAGAAGAAAUUUUUAUCUAUUUAAUAAGAAUAGGAUUUUAAAAUGCUUUAUAAAUUUAAUGAAGUAUAUUAUUAAAGGUAAAGGGAAAAAUGAAAGAUAAAACAUAAAAAUUUAUUUAAAAAGAAAUUUUUGGAGCUUAUACAACUUGAUAUAUAUAGACGAUUACAAUACUUUUAGAGUUUUUAAUAAUUGGAAAAAAGUAAAGAAGCUGCUUCAAUAUAAGAGAUUAUCAACUUUAUAAUUAUAUAGUAUAACUGAAGAAUAAUCAAAGAAAUCUUUUAAAUUAAAAACCUUUAGAUUUAAUUCAAAUAAUAAUAAAUCAAAUAUAAAAAGUCUUUCUAAGCAUAAUUUAUCAUCUGAUCUUAGAAGUUUUUCUAGGUUACUAAGUAACUACAGUCCAUAGUAAAAAUAAUUAAAUUUAUUCAACUAAAGUUAUUAAUAGUAAAAAUUACCAAAAUGA